AUGGCCAUGCCCGGUGGAUACUCCGAAGCACCAGCAAGCGACGCAAGAGCUGCAAAAGCAGAAGAGGUCGCUACCAACGCCAUCAAAGCCCAGUAUGGCGGGGAUGUGGUUGUUGAGAAUGUUGAAAGACAGGUUGUUGCUGGGAUGAACUAUCGCAUACGCUUGGGAGAUGGUGACAGGAAAUAUCUGGUCGUUGUUUUCGAGAGCCUGCCGAAUAAUGGGCAAACUACCUUCACUGUAACCUCUAUUGAGCUACUGAAACAGUAG
This is a messenger RNA of Aspergillus puulaauensis, 267 nucleotides long. RefSeq lists its product as uncharacterized. The coding region runs from base 1 to 267 and encodes 88 amino acids. The transcript has 2 exons. The record is from RefSeq and is a predicted model, not a curated record. NCBI's taxonomy places the organism in Eukaryota, Fungi, Ascomycota, Eurotiomycetes, Eurotiales, Aspergillaceae.